Messenger RNA from Penicillium verhagenii, 1929 nucleotides. RefSeq names its product RibD family protein. Lineage: Eukaryota; Fungi; Ascomycota; Eurotiomycetes; Eurotiales; Aspergillaceae. The record is from RefSeq and is a predicted model, not a curated record. The transcript has a single exon. Bases 1 to 1929 code for a protein of 642 amino acids. Gene Ontology annotation, molecular function: 5-amino-6-(5-phosphoribosylamino)uracil reductase activity. Gene Ontology annotation, biological process: riboflavin biosynthetic process.
AUGGACCCUGCCUCCCGCGCGUCAGACUCGGGCCCUCAGGCGGUGAAGUCGGAAAACGACUCGGCAUCGCCGCAUAAUGAAGAAGCACGAACUCUAGAAGCGCGAACGCGGGACGAAGUGGAAAAUACUGAUGCAGAGACCAAUAUCAUACCGGAUCAUCGAGAAGAUGCGAUGGAUGAAGAUCCCCCAGAAGAUCCCCCGGAUGACCCUCCACAGUCUGAAGAUACAGCAACCCCCGUGGACUUGACCGGCGCGUUGGAAAAGCAAGCUCAGCGGGGCGAUACGAAUAGCCUACCCCAACCUCAUAGUGCACCCGAUGAUAUCACCGACAGCGAGCCAAGACCCCCGGGUGGAAGUCCUAGCGAUAGUCUAUUCGAUAACCCGCCGAACCUAUCGAAAAUCCGCAGGCUCCUUUUUGAGUGCAAUGAUCCGAUCGAGAUUACACAAGAGGAGUUUGAUAUCUACUGGCCAUUCAUUGACAAUGUCUGGGUCAAACAGAGAUCAAACGCCAGCAAAGAAGGACUCUGCACUACUGACUAUUAUAUGUGUCGACUACGGCGCCCUACGCACCGCCCAUCGGAGACCCGGCCACCAUUACCAGAGGGCAAGCGUCCUCGAAAGAAACGCUCGCGAGAAGGAGGCACAUGCAAUUUCCAAAUCAAAGUCAUUCGAUUUGAGGGUGCUUACUCAGCCGUCACUAUAUCGAAGACGCCAGGAAGCGAUACAGCUCACACCCAUGAUCUCGACCAUAGCGAUCGCGUGAAACGUAACUCCGGGGUCAUGGAAUUUGUACGGAAGGAGUCAGUGAAAGGUUAUCUGCCCUCUUCAAUAUACGCCAAGUUCAGAGAAGAGCCGGCGAAGCUCCAAGAAGCUGGAGGCCGCUCUCUCACGGUGACCGAUGUGCGCAAUGUCGCGGCCAAAUGGCGCAUACAAAACCCAGAAGUCCAACUCGUCCCGCAUGAAGGAUACGAGUACCAGAAAGGCCAAGGCAUUAUCAAGUCUGGAACAAGUAAUGGUACCAAUGGAAACUCGCAAUUGCAGCCACAGUCGCUCUCUGCUCUAUCAGAAUCAUCACCUCAGUUACCGCCAGAUACGUUGGCCUUCCCCCAAUUCUCCCUGGAAUUCCUUGAGCCAUAUCUACCUACUUUGCCUACCCAUCACUCCGAAAAAUGCGAAUUCCCCCAUGUCACAUUAUCAUAUGCAUCAUCAAUGGAUUCGAAGAUCUCUCUUCGAGCUGGGAUGCAGACUGUGCUUUCUGGACCCGAGGCGAAGGUGAUGACCCAUUAUCUUCGAUCGCGUCACGAUGCAAUACUCAUAGGAGUAGGGACCGUGUUAGCAGACAACCCAGGUUUAAAUUGUCGCCUCGAAGGUGCUGGAGGCUUCGGAGGUCUGGGAAGAAUGUGGCAACCACGUCCGGUAGUUCUUGAUCCUACAGGACGAUGGGCCAUUCGCCCAGAUGACCGGAUGCUCCGCACUGCCGUUGAAGGCAAAGGGAGGGCCCCAUGGGUGGUAGUCUCUCCGGGAGCUCCAAUCAAUCCUGAUCGACUUAUGAUGCUGAAAGGUUAUGGAGGUGACUUCUUGCGAAUCAUGGAGUACAAUCGGAACUGGCGCUUGCGCUGGGAAGCCAUCCUUCGGACUCUGGCAUCUGAGGGGAUCAAGAGUGUCAUGAUUGAAGGGGGUGGGACUGUUCUGAAUGAGCUUUUGAAUCCCGAGUAUACCAACUUCAUCGACUCAAUCGUCGUGACAGUAGCUCCCACCUACCUUGGCCAUGGGGGCGUUGGGGUUAGCCCUGAGUCUAAACUAGAUACCCAUGGCAACCCCAAUGCUGCCUUAAACCCACGUGAUGUCAAAUGGACACCAUUAGGGCAAAAUGUCAUCAUGUGUGGUAAAAUCCGCCAACCGGGCACCAGACCUCGUGUUUUCCUUUGA